Messenger RNA from Seminavis robusta, 711 nucleotides. Lineage: Eukaryota; Bacillariophyta; Bacillariophyceae; Naviculales; Naviculaceae. The record is from the annotation of a GenBank genome assembly.
AUGGCGUCAGAAUCCAGAGAAGAAGGAUUAUCCCUUACUGUCCGCUUCAAUGUUGGUGGGACAAAGUAUGAGGUCUCACGGUCCCUCCUGUCACAGCACCAGGACACAGUGCUAGCUAGAAUGGCAUCGGCAACCUGGCAAAGAAAUCCCCAUAUUGAGAUCUUUGUGGAACGUGAUGGUGGUAGAUUCAAGUUUGUGCUGGAUUAUAUGCGAGAUGGUCAAGUGAUCUUGCCAGCCUCAGGACAAGUUUCCAAAGAGAGUCUCUUGAAUGAGUUGAUGUACUUUGGAUUUGACACAGCAGACCCUUCUAGAAUCAAAGUGGAAUUUGCCCACCUAGAAGAACCCAUGCCUAUGAGUCGCAUCACAGCAGAUCACAUUGAAAAAAUGCAAGAGCUCUACAAUAAGCGUGACAAGCUGGACAUUGAGAUUUCAGCCAACAUUGUGGCUCAUGCUUGCUGUGUACGGUACACAACCACUGGCAAUUUGAAUGUGAUCUUUAGUGCCGUUUCGGAUGAUCACCUAGACUUGGAGGUUUCUGACGCCGUGGAGUGUGCCAACUUGUUCAACGAUGCACAAGAAACCCUGAUCGCCGCUCUGAACCGGGUACUUGCAAAGUAUGGGUUUCGGGCAGCCGAAUUUCAGAUAUCGCACCGCAAAGGUGAGCCGGAAGUCAGAGUGGAUCUCUCCAAGCAUGUUUGCUUGCUCCUUUGA